Molecule: messenger RNA, 1062 nt
Organism: Pieris macdunnoughi
Lineage: Eukaryota; Metazoa; Arthropoda; Insecta; Lepidoptera; Pieridae
Source: the annotation of a GenBank genome assembly
AUGUCAAAGAUUAUACUUAGAAGUAUAGUAGUGAACCGGAAGGUCCACAUACGAAUCAAACGAAAGUGGAACUACGUCACUUUAUCUCUUUUUGCCCUAAGCUUUAUAGUAUACUUUAAGUACACUCUAGGCACCACUUUUUCACUCACAAAGUGGAAAGAUGAUAUAAGCUGUUACUAUGAUACCAAUGAUAAUAAUUUAUCAAGUAUCACAGCGUUUAAUCCGACCGGUCGAUCGAUAUUCUUCAAUGAUCCCUCGUGCAACGUUCGCGUUUUUCAUCCAAAGGAUGCGUGCUCUAUUGAAUCCGCUGCGAGGGCGCACCGGGAUUGGCCGAUCUAUGUUCUUUUCAACAGUCCCGUUUCAAAUGAAGAAUUAAAAAGGAAUGACGUAUUAAAAGUCCUCAUGAAGCUUCCAAAUAUACACUUCGCUCGAGUUAACAUUGAGGAACUUUCCAUGGGUACACCUGCAGAAGGAUUCGUAUCGAGUGGAGCUUUAAACGAUACCGAUUGCGCUAUAGCCUUCACGGAAGUUCUGGUGAAAUAUAUAACGCUGUAUAAAUGGGGAGGCAUUUUCAUGGAAAAAGACUUUAUAGUGACGAAGUCGUUGAGCUCAUUACCUCGGAAUUGGGUUCCGAAGUCUGAUGAUCAAUCCAUAGGUUCUGGUAUACUUGCAAUCUCUAAAGAAGGGCGAUCUAUUGCUGAAGCCGCGUUAAGAUUACUUAUAAAACAUCACAAAAAUUUUGACUGCACGAAUGGAGAAAAUGUAAUGGCCAAGAUUGUAGAGCAAGAAUGUUCCACGCCUAAUCCUAUCAGCAAUGCUGCAAUCUCUUGCAAUGGAUUUGAAAUCUACGGCCAGCAGUUCUUCUAUCCAAUAGAAAGCCAACGUGUAAUGGACUUUUCCCAGCUUGGCGAAUUGCCGGGAUACGAGACAGCAUACACAUAUUAUCUCUGGACCAAGAUGGGAAUCGGCACAGGAAGAAAAAAACGAAUCGGAUCCCGUUACAGCAAGCUUGCUAGGAAACACUGUCCCGCUAUUUAUUAUGCGUUUGCUUAUAAAUUUUAA